AUGAGCUCGUCUGGGGCAAACCUCCACAACAAGCGUCUACCCUCAGAGACAGAGCAUACUCAGAGAGUCCCAGAAUUGGACUCAGCCCAGCAGCUGAAACUGAGAGAGAGACAGCGCUUCUUUGAAGAGGUAUUUCAGCACGAUGUGGACGUCUACCUGUCCUCUGCCCACCUGCAUAUUCAUGACUAUAAGAGACCUCCCAUUGGCAGCGUCUCGUCCAUGGAGGUGAAUGUGGACAUGCUGGAGCAGAUGGACCUUAUGGACAUCUCUGACCAGGAGGCCCUGGAUGUCUUCCUCAGCUCUGGGGGGGAUGGGGGGGUGCUGACCUCCCCUCUGCCAGGUAAAGUAGUUCAUGGCAACAACAAUGAGGUCAUCAGCCAGGGACGCUCUCCCCACAACACAGGCGGUUGUGUGGGGAAGUCCCGCAUGUCCUCCACCUCCUCCACUUCCUCCACCAACAGCCAGAACACCAAUGAGGAUGGAAGGGAAACCCCUGUAGUCCAAUCAGAUGAUGAGGAUGUGAAUGUCGGCACACUCUUGCUGAUGGGAUCAACCCCAGGAAAAGAUGAGGAGAAGGAUCGGCCCACCUUCUCUUCAUAGAGGCCUUGCUUCACUUCCAAUAUUCACUAACAUUUUGAACAUACUGGUGCUGACAAGUAUCACUGAAACGGGACACUCACACACAGAGGUGUUCCAUGGACUGGCAACUAUCACUUACAACAUCAUUUUCUUUACUCUUCAUUUAGUUUUGUCUGAACUGUAAAUAUAAGGCCAAAUCUUCUCAAAGCUUGCUUAUCUCCAUAUAUACUUCUGGCAUAUAGAUAACAAGAUACUUCUUUUUAUUUCCUCAUUUGAGAUUCUAGUAGGGUCUGGCGACGUGUGACACGGACAUUUGAGGAAGUACAUUCCUGUGUGUACUCCACAGCCAGGAUAUGUACAUAACAGAGUUGUGAAAUAUGCAACCAUGUAAGCAUUACUGUACUACAGACAGGGAUUUACAAUUGUGCAAUUACACACACAAAAAAAAUCUUUAGAGAGUAACUGCAAUGCUGAGUAAAUCUGGCCCUUAGUUCCCGUAUUCCCCAAAAUGUUGAACCAAUCCCAAAACACCUGCCACAAAUAAAAACGAAGGAUGUACUGUACAUUGCAUAGUGUUGCUUUCAUUUUGAUAUAUACAGUGCAUUCGGAAUUCAGACCCCUUCCCUUUUUCCACAUUUUGUUA
This is a messenger RNA of Salvelinus namaycush (lake trout), 1222 nucleotides long. Its product is annotated as dysbindin-like. The transcript has 4 exons. The coding region runs from base 1 to 600 and encodes 199 amino acids. The record is from RefSeq and is a predicted model, not a curated record. Gene Ontology annotation, cellular component: cytoplasm. Gene Ontology annotation, biological process: negative regulation of protein kinase activity. Lineage: Eukaryota; Metazoa; Chordata; Actinopteri; Salmoniformes; Salmonidae.